This is a messenger RNA of Formica exsecta, 2254 nucleotides long. It is a transcript of the gene Bsg, whose product is annotated as basigin. Gene Ontology annotation, biological process: synapse organization. Bases 751 to 1830 code for a protein of 359 amino acids. The record is from RefSeq and is a predicted model, not a curated record. Gene Ontology annotation, cellular component: neuron projection membrane. The transcript has 5 exons. Lineage: Eukaryota; Metazoa; Arthropoda; Insecta; Hymenoptera; Formicidae.
AACGAGAACAUUCGCGCGGAGCUCCGAGCAGAAGACAACGGCCACCAUUUUUCUCCUGACAUUGCCAUUUGUAGGUGCUCUCGCGGUGCUAUUUAUCACGGGGAUCUGUAAUUGUCUCUCCUCUCCUCUCCUCCCUUUCUCCAUCUAUCUUGCUCCAAGUUGAACCGACGACGACGUCAAUAACGAGGAGAAGGGAGUGACGACAAGGCGGCGGCGACGACGACGACGACGACGGCAGUGGUAGCUGAUACCCGGAUGGUCUCUAUGUGUAGUGCGCAUUAAGAGAUAAGAGCCGAAUGCAGAGAUAACGAUAAGACGUCAGUGAUAGAUUGUGUCUGUUCUCUCAUCGUCGGCGACAGCGGCGGGAGAAGGUGAAGAGGAAAAGGAGAAGCAGAAGAAGCAACAGCAGCAGCAGUAGUAGCGGUGUGACGGGUAUUCUCGCGCGAACGAUAUGAACGGUAGUUGCGAUCGUCAAUCACGCACGGCCGAGUGAAAAGGGAAUUUGUUCGCGAUUGACGGAUCAACGGACUGACAAGGGAGAGAACAAGGACGAGGACGACGAUUGUGAUACAUUCUCGAAGACAGUCCAUCAUCUAGGGGAAUCGGCGAACGUCCGCCUAUCCGUGAAAGGACGGCUCCUCUUCCGCUUCGCAGAACGACAAGGUGGAUCAUCGACGUCGUGUUCAUCGUUGAUAUCGUAUUGUCGUACGGUCACGCGCCACCGCGUACAUCGGCAGCAGCGCCAUCGGGAUGGAGAGGCGAGCCGUUUUUGUGCUGCUGGGGCUGCUAUAUUUAGCGGUGGGCACCCUCGUCACGGUCCAGGCAGUGACGUAUUCGGGGCCGACAGUCGUUCACGAGGGACAAGCUUGGGAGAUCGAGUGCAACAACUUGAAGGCCGAUAAUCUCAUUAGGUGGACCAGGAAUGGCCAGACGCUAGAACCCGAGCUGUCCAGUGGUCAGUUAGUUGUCCUCUCAAAGGCUGGCACCGGCACCAGCAAGCUCUCGGCGACCCAAGCGACAGAGAGCCACGACGGAGAUUACAAAUGCACAUCCGAUAGUGCGGAGUCUUUCCAUCUCUCGAUAUAUUUCGAUAUAAAGAUUAGAGUACUUACGCCCAAUGACAUACCUUUGGUGCUCGAGUGCGCAAACAAGAGUGAUAAAGUGCAAUGGCAGAAGGAGAAGACACCGUUGAGCACAGCACUAGCUGGCAAUGAAGACAUCAUUAAGAUUGACAACGAGACUGGCAGCCUGGAGAUUGUAAAGGAUAAGAAGGAAGCUUAUGGAAAUUACACUUGUAAAUUGGGCGCGAACUCCACGAUCGAAUACAGAGUCGUACCGAGGCCAAUAGCGCAUCUAGCUGAAUCUACUAGCGUGGUGGAGGGCGAGAAACUGCACUUGGUAUGCGCUGGAAAAGAUCCGAGCCCCGGCGUAAAGAUAUCUUGGACUUUCGGGGAUCAAAAUUAUACGCGUAGCAAGGGUCGUGUGAAGAUAGCCAAGGAUUCGGAGACCGGUAUCUACGGCGCUGUUCUAAUCGUCGACAACAUCGAGAUGAAUGAUCGCGGUAACAUUAUCUGCAGGAUGUCAUACAACUGGUCCGAUCCCGUUGCAGAACACUCGUCGGAGGCCGAGACAUUCCUCAGAGUCAAGGAUAAGCUCGCUGCACUUUGGCCCUUCCUAGGUAUUUGCGUGGAGGUCGUUGUUCUGUGCGCCAUCAUCUUGGUCUACGAAAAGAAGCGAAACAAGGCCGAACUGGAGGAGUCCGAUACCGAUCAGAGCCCUGAUACUAAACCGACGCCCAACAAGGAAUCCGAUGUCAGGCAGAGGAAAUGAAACAACAAAUAGAUAAAUGAGAGCGAUGCGAUAGAAAUGGAACAAGGAACUGUCAGUGUCACAGAGUGUUAUAAAGGAAAUUCAUAAAGAUAAUGGGAAUGAGAGAUAUAUAAUGUCACAAAUGUGGAAUAAACACUGAAAAAACACUGGGCCAUUUAUAGUGCACACUUGCCUGAAAGCAGAUUCCGUGCAGCAAACGCGUGCAUAGCAGGAUCACACAAGUUACUAACAAAUUAAAUUAAGCCUUAUUACGGUGUUCACUCCAUUUAUCAGAUGUUUGCCUGUUCGUAUUCUUUAACUACACCGCUUUGACCGAUGGAGAGAAAAAUGUGUUGACACGAAUUAUAUGUAUAAAUGCCGAUGAUGAUGACAGGAGUGCGUGCCAGGGAACGAAGGGUGAGAGAGAGAGAGAGAGAGAGAGAGA